AUGCCACCUACAGGACAGAUCCAGGCCAAGCCAUCCUUGACCCUAGACACAUUGCCUCCAGAAGUUUUUCUGACCAUCGUCUCUUUUCUGCCCCCGAGCUCUAUCGCCUGUCUCAGUCUGGCUUCAAAAUGGUACCAGGAUACCCUUGAGAAUCAGUUCGAUUUAAAGGGACAAAGCAAGACGACCGAGAAAGCUCGCUUUCUGCGGCUUCUGGAGGAGGACUUGCCCGAAAUGAUAGCAUGCUACUCCUGUAAUAUCCUGUACCAUUGGAAAAAUACCUGGGCAUAUCUCUGUCCCAAUCAUUUGGUGCAUGCGUCGGCGCCGUGGGGAGUCCUGAAUGCUCCCAACAUCUAUCGAAACAUUGUGGAUGUGUUCCUGAGAGGAUUUGCGAAGGGGCCUCAAUACGGACCCCAGCUCCAUGAGCUACCUCUCCUCUGCACGCCCAACCGAGGCAACGAUACCGAGUACUCUCACGGCGAUGCGUAUAUGGGGAUCAAGAGUCUUGACGCCCGGGUCGUCGAGGAGAAGCUUCUACUGCAUCGCGUCCACGAGAUGUCAUUUUCCAUAUCAGCUCAGCCACCGGAUAAUUCUGAAUCUGAGACUUGGAGGGCUGACUUCCGUGAAAAUGUUGAGCGUAAAAUUGUGCCUGCACUCGAUGAGUUCGGGAAGAUUGGCUGUGUUCACACUUUCAAUACGAUGCCUGCAAUUGUUUGGCUCGCGCUACGGCAACUCAGGGGCUGGGGCUGGCACCCGUCCAACUGUUUAACGAAAAGUCUGGUUCUAAUGAACUGCUGCUACUGCGCCACCGACAUACGAGUCCGGCUGAAAUAUUGGACAGGGUGCCCCGGCUCGUGUAUUCACAUUGAAAUAGAGAUAUGGCAAUGUUUGGGAAGUCGAGAGUCCGACAGCAGAGACAAGGCAGAAGAUGCCAUUUUCCAAUUCAUAGGCCCGCUGUUCUGCGACCUCGGUCGACCUCCCGACCGCAACCUUGAAAAGAUGUUCAAAGAAGGAGGAUUCGAGGGGGGGCGUCCUGCAUUGUGCUCACCCGACCAACCUCAACAGCGUCAGUAUUGGAUGCAGCUGUGGCGUUGGAACCCAGCCACCAACCCACCUGGCUCGUACGGAUUCAACGCGCCUGGUACCGAGUCAAUUCGAAUUGAGGACGAGAUUGUGGGCACUCCAUGUGCGCCACAGUGA
This is a messenger RNA of Fonsecaea erecta, 1197 nucleotides long. RefSeq lists its product as hypothetical. The transcript has a single exon. Bases 1 to 1197 code for a protein of 398 amino acids. Gene Ontology annotation, molecular function: protein binding. Lineage: Eukaryota; Fungi; Ascomycota; Eurotiomycetes; Chaetothyriales; Herpotrichiellaceae. The record is from RefSeq and is a predicted model, not a curated record.